Molecule: messenger RNA, 2634 nt
Organism: Paramuricea clavata
Lineage: Eukaryota; Metazoa; Cnidaria; Anthozoa; Malacalcyonacea; Plexauridae
Source: the annotation of a GenBank genome assembly
AUGGCACACAGCUAUCAUCAGCAAGGUUACGAUGACAGCCGUUUUGAAGGUCGAGUCAGAGAAGAUCUACUUUGCUCCAUUUGUCAAGGGGUGCUCAGAAAUCCACGAACUUGCCAGAAUAAAGAACAUCCAUUUUGUCUUUCUUGUAUAUCUCAACAUCUUCGUAAUUCCCACACAUGUCCUGAAUGCAGAGAACACCUGACCCCAGAAACCCUCAAAGAUCCACCGAGAUUUUUGAAGAAUACCUUAUCAGAGCUGAAGAUCAAGUGCGAUUACAAUGAGCGAGGAUGUCCGGGCUACGUCCAGCUUGGAAAUCUACAGCAUCAUGUUGAGCGAUGUGGCUUCGCGCCUGUUAUGUGUGGAAAUGAAGGAUGUGGGACGGUGGUCAAUAAAAAAGAUAAAGAAAUCCACGAGCGAGAACUCUGCCAGUUUAGAAUCGCCAAAUGCCACGACUGCAAAGAUAUUAAAGCAAGUCAAGAUGAAAUGAAAGCAAGUCAAGAUGAAAUGAAAGCAAGUCAAGAUGCAAUAAAGGUAAAAAUAUUGUGUCCACGUUUAGAUUUGCAUGGCAACAUAUUGUAUCGUAGAACAUGAAUAAUACCAGGGAAAACUGGUAAAACACAAUCAGUACAACUGUUGCAACUAUGGGAGUAGCUGCAUAUUCAUACUGGAAAAAACUCUACUACCGUAAGCACUGAAAAAUAUGGCAGCUCCAGAAAUAUGUGAUAUGUUUGCUAAAAGAAAUGAAGUGACAAAUAUUUAGAGCAACUCAGCAACUACAACUGCAUGACAUACAUCUUCCACGAGUUAGAACUGUGAAGACUAAAUGAAAAACAACGUAUAGUGGACAAGUACUUUUUAACUCGCUUUCAAAAACUCAUUAAUAAUUCAUGAACCAAUUAUCCAAUCUUGAGUAAGAAAUUAGUCACGUGCAUACGUCUUUAUACCAGCUAAAGAACGCUUUAACAAAAGACCAUUGUUAUGCAAACUAUAUAAAGAUUUUUAUAUAAAGAUUUUUAUAUAAAGAUUUUUAUAUAAAGAUUUGACUUAUUACGCAAACGUUUUUGAAGCCAUUUAAAAAACUCGCAGGUCGUGUUUUAUUAUGUCUAAAGCCACUCGCGCUGCGCGCUCGUAGCUUUAAACCUAAUAAAACAAUCAUGCUCGUUUUUUAAAUAGUACAUGAAAUCACCUUAAUUAAAAUAAAAUAAUUAAAAAUUAACCAUACAUCGUUUCCGGUGAUUCUUGUGGUGAAAAAUAAUUCUCUUAGAGAUGAAUGAUGGGGUCGACCACCUUCAAAUAUAUCACUCGGUGUAAUUAUGUGAUACCGUAUAAUCAAUAGUUUUGAUUUCUUUAUAUAAGUGAAUAAGUAACUUUAUUAUUUCACCCUCCCACCCCAGAUAACGAAGUUGAACUUCUGAUGAUUGAGGCCAACAUAUUGAACACUUUGCCAAGUAAAUAAACUAUUUAUGGCGCAUAGCAUCUCAAAAUGUACACUGUGUCAUCGCUGAUAUAUUUUAAUGUAACAACAUAGUCACAGAACUUUUUAAUUUUACAAUCCAGGAGAAUGUUGACGAGAUAAAGCAAACUCAAGCAGAAAUGAAAGCAGAUCAAGUGAUGUUUAAAGCUGAGGUAAGCCAGCAGUUUCAAAGAAUGACAGAAAUGUUAAAUCAGUUGUUGCAAGGAAAAAAUGUAAACAACAAUGGUGGUCAAGCUAUUGGUCCAGCAGCUCCAGCCAACAACCAAGAUAUUAUUAUUUUUGGCGGUCGGUGGCCAGAAGGAGGUGACGACAUUUUAAAUACAGUUGAAAAAUUCAACAUAGCAGAAGGAACGUCAACUGAGCUGCCACAGAUGAAUCUCGCUCGAACAUCAUCAGCAUCAUGUGUUUACAACGGUGACGUCAUCGUGACUGGAGGCCACGAUGGUAAAGCUGGUUCUGACUUGAUCGAGAUUUUAAAGAUGAACCGGCAUCCUUUGCGAUGGACGAUGUUUGAUGGUAAACUGCCUGUCAAGUUAUCUGAUCAUGACGUCACAGUUUACGAAGAUAAAUUAUGUAUCAUAGGAGGAUAUAACUGGAAUGAAAAGAAAACAUCCGAUGCAAUUUAUGAACUAUCCCUUGCCCCGCCUUAUACUGUCAAGCUUCUCGCAAGAAUGCUUCAGCCAAGGAGAAACCACAGAGCGGAGAUUGUUAACGGGAAGCUAUUUAUCUUGGGAGGAAUAACAACAGGCUGGCCUAAAAAUGGCACAGAUGGCGUUGUUGUGUAUGAUUUCAUCAAGAACGAGAUUAAGCCAUGUCCAUCGUUAUACAAGCCUGUCUCAGGAAUGUCCACAGUUACUUGGGGCAAUAUAAUCAUUGUUGUCGGCGGGCAGGAUAAGAAUGAUCAGGUUUUAAAUGACGUCAUCAUGUAUCACAUUGAGACAGGGGGGAGUGAAAGAUUACCUUCACUGAAACACAAGAGGCGUGGUGCCUCAGCCGUAAUCAUGCAUGACGUCAUUGUUGUAUUGGGAGGAUGGAAUGAGGAGGAGGGAUAUCUCAAUUCAGUAGAAAGUUUCACAAUGGGAGAUGAUCAGUGGAAAGAACUGCCAGGAAUGAAAGAUAAAAGGCAGUGGUCAAAUGCUGUAGUGAUACCUCGCAACUGA